Selaginella moellendorffii is the source of this 746-nucleotide messenger RNA. RefSeq names its product cytochrome c oxidase assembly protein COX11, mitochondrial. The transcript has 7 exons. Gene Ontology annotation, molecular function: copper ion binding. The record is from RefSeq and is a predicted model, not a curated record. Gene Ontology annotation, cellular component: mitochondrial inner membrane. Bases 42 to 722 code for a protein of 226 amino acids. NCBI's taxonomy places the organism in Eukaryota, Viridiplantae, Streptophyta, Lycopodiopsida, Selaginellales, Selaginellaceae.
CCGUACGGAUAAACCCAAGGGGAAAAGCCCUAAAUUCUAAAAUGCUGGGGCGAUUGGCGCCGAGGGCGAGGGCGUGGGCGCUGCGCGAUGCCGUGCGAUCGACUGAAUGCCGCUACACGGCAUCGCGCUACUUCGCGGCCAGGGCAUCAGCGUCGCCAGGGGCAACAGAGAGGCCAAACAAGACGCAAACGACUCUAAUGUAUCUCAGCACGGUGGUGAUUGGAAUGGUCGGUCUCACGUACGCCUCGGUGCCACUCUAUCGGAGGUUUUGCCAAGCAACUGGCUAUGGUGGAACAAUCCAAAGAAAAGAGUCUGUGGAGGAAAAGAUCGCUCGCCAUGCUAAAGAAGACGCUCCAGUAACUCGCGAGAUUGUCGUGCAAUUCAACACGGAUGUCUCCGAUAAGUUGCAAUGGAGAUUCACGCCGUGUCAAAGAACGGUGAAGGUGAGACCCGGUGAGAGCUCACUAGCGUUUUUCACGGCCGAGAAUCUCAGUUCGGAGCCUAUCACCGGUGUUUCAACAUACAAUGUGGUGCCAAUGCAGGCGGCCGUCUAUUUCAAUAAGAUACAGUGCUUCUGCUUUGAGGAACAGAGGCUUCAACCAGGAGAAAAGAUAGACAUGCCAGUAUUCUUCUACGUGGAUCCAGAGUUUGCUACGGAUCCCCGCAUGGAUGAUAUAACAAAUCUAGUCCUGUCCUACACAUUCUUCAAAGUUGAUGAAUAAAAGUUUGCAUCACUUCACAUGAAA